Molecule: messenger RNA, 1809 nt
Organism: Nasonia vitripennis (jewel wasp)
Lineage: Eukaryota; Metazoa; Arthropoda; Insecta; Hymenoptera; Pteromalidae
Product: protein ALP1-like
Exons: 2
Coding region: 477-1787 (436 amino acids)
Source: RefSeq, a predicted model, not a curated record
ACUUACCAACAUCGGUAAGCCACUUUACAAUAACAAUAGUCGUACAAGUAAACGUUUUUUUAUUAACCUAGAAGAUUAAUGUUUCGUAAUUUGAAGUCUACAAAGAAGCAUAUAAGGUGUACAUAUGUGACUGUACAAUAUUAUAAGUAUUUAUAAAUUGCUACUAAGUACCUUUGAAAAAUGCUUUAUAAGUAGUUAGUGUAUGUCGUACUUGGAAGAAAAUGUAACCUUAGAAAUAACAGGGAUUUUGGUUGAUUGCCUUAUUUGUAAAGAAAGAUCAUUGACUGUUUAGAACUUUGUUGAAUCAGUAGAUGUGAUAAAUUACAAAAAGAUUAAUUUUAGCACCUUAUUUAUUCAUAUUUAUGAAAAUGAUUAAAAAAGAUAAAUAGCGACCUUAUAGAUCUUGUUUGUAGCAAAAUAUUAAGCAAUUACAUCAUUCAUUUAUUAAUUUAUUCAAGUGCCAACAAAGAUAAAUAAUGAAACCAGAGAUAGCAUUAGCUUUAAUCAUGAAGAGAUGGAGAGACUGGCAAGAAGUUGCUAGAUAUCAACUUCCAGCUCAGCAAGAAGCUGAACGACAAAACCUUUUAGAGCUGUUUGUGCUCUAUCAAAAAAUGAAGAAGAAAAAAAGUCAAGCCACUCAGGUGCAAUUUGCUAUAGAGCAACCUAUUUCUCAGGUAGAAGCUCGAGAAGAAAAGAUUAGGAAAGGUAAUGAUGCCUUGGUAGUUUAUUCACAGCCAGUGGAUUAUGAAAAAUAUUUUGAAUACAUAAGAAUGGAUGUGGAGACUUACAAUGAAUUGUUUAAAUUGCUUGAACCCAAAAUAAAGAAACAAUUUCUAAUUAAAUAUCCUAUUCCAGCACAUACUCGUUUACAAAUAUGUUUAAGGUAUUUAGCAUCAGGUGAUAGUAUGACAUCCAUUUCCAGUGCAUUUAAAGUUGCAAAUAACACAGUUUCAAAAAUUGUGACGGAUACUUGUCAAGCUAUUUGGGAUGUUUUGAGCAAUCUUGUAUUUCCCACACCCUCAGUAGAUCUCUGGAAGGAAAGGGCACAUUCUUUUGAAACACAAUGGGACUUUACACAUUGUAUUGGUGCAAUAGAUUCAAGACAGCUGGUACUUCAGACUCCUGUCAAUACUGAAUCGAAUUACUGUAAAACAAACGAGACAAUAGUACUUUGUGCAAUUAUUGAUGCAAAUUCUUGUUUUUCCUUGAUAAAUAUUGACGUCGAAGAAGUUCUCGAAGAUGGAAUAAAUUUUGCUGCAAGUGAAACAGGAUGCCACUUGCAAGACAAUACAUAUGACAUACCAGCUCCAUCGAAAAUUAACGAAACUGGACCAGAAUUACCCUACGUUUUAGCUGGUAAUGAGAAUUUUCCUUUAACAGUCAAUCUGUUGCGACCUUAUGCUGCAACAAGUGAUUUAGAUCUGCCAAAGCAAGUUUUUAACUAUAGAAUCGGACGCGCGCGAAAAUGUUCAGACUGUGCUUUCCGUAUUCUCACAAAUCAAUGGAGGAUUUUUCACAAAAAAUUUUCAAAUAGCGCAUCUAAUACGAUAAAGAUUACUAAAGCAGCAAUAUGUUUGCAUAAUUUUUUAAUGAACAAAGAAAACAGUCGACCCUUUCAAGAUAGACGUUACUCUUUACUCUCAGAAUCUGAUAGAGAAUAUAAUAUACUUGGAUGUACUAAUGUAAGCAUUUCUUCUGAAAUUCCUUCAGAAAAUGCAGAGACUGUUAGAAAUAUGUUUAAAGACUUGUUCUGUGAAGAUGGUGCAAUUUUACUAGAGUGGGAAUAAAUUUAGUAAAUAUGUUGUUCAA